This is a messenger RNA of Spodoptera littoralis (African cotton leafworm), 1393 nucleotides long. The record is from the annotation of a GenBank genome assembly. NCBI's taxonomy places the organism in Eukaryota, Metazoa, Arthropoda, Insecta, Lepidoptera, Noctuidae.
GGAUUUGCCCGUGCAGCAGCUAGAAAAACUUAAAAUGGCGGAAUCUGGCAAGGAGGGUGAGAUGAACAGCGAACACGUGGAAUAUCACCGACUAGAUGCUGUACAAGCGAAUGGUGAGCUGGUCUCAAGGCUAGAACAGCAUGCGUCAGCUGAUGCUGUUGGAAGUGAGAAACCUCAUGUCCAUGCUGAAGCGCAGCUUGAUGUACCAUCUGAAGGUGUUCAUCGAGUGUUAGUCCAAGAAGGCAGUCAUGUCAGCGUACACGAUGCUUCUGCUGUCACAACUCCAGCUAACGAAGAGGUUACUACUAAGGUGUUCCAUGGAGCUGCUCGACUAGUGCAACCUGGACAGGCUACGAAUGUGCCAACUGGUCCCCACACCGCUGUUCGAAGAGCUUUCAACGCGGAUAUCACCAAGGAGACGAAAAACAAUAUGGACCAUUAUGCUGCUUACUCUGGUGUUCAGUACUCGCCGCUGGAUAUGGCGGAGUAUGUCUUCUGGACUGGUGAUGAACGAGGAGUCACCACUGCUAUUGAAACCUUCCUCCAGGAGGGAAUGAUGACAAAGGAAGAUGCAAUUGCCUUCCUACAGGAGAUCAAAUUCAACAUUGAUUACUUGCGAGCACACUACUCUCAGAACUUGAAGGCGGCUGAGGAAAGUGCACAGCAGGAGAAAUUAAGGAACAUGCUGAUUGAACAGGCUGAGGCAAAGGAGUACCAGUACCGUAGCCCAGCGCUCCAGUCGUUCCCAUUCGGUAGCAGCCCUGACAUCAUUCGAUCAAUCGCCAACAAGAACUGGGAGUUAAGCAACAACCUGUCGCCCGUGCCAGCCCUACCCGUCAGCAGUGAACUGAGGCCUGAAGCCAUCAAGAGGACUUACGAUCCUAUGUUGACUAAUAGCAUGCUGCCUGGGGUACCAGAGUACGAGCGUGAACCCCAGGCUUUCCCUGAUGAAGAAUAUGAAGAGAUUAUGGACAAACUGAAGCCUACAAACAUUCCUUACAAUGAAUACACGCUUGAGGAGAUUAUCUAUCAACUGGCUAAGAUGAUGUUUUCCCAGUCCUUGUCCCGAGACCCGGCUUCAGCUCGAUCAGCCACACGACGCUUCAUGUCUUUCCUAGAAGUUCAGGCAGAAAGGGGACAACUAUCGCGCACCAUUGAGAAGAAAGUGCUUGACUUGAUGAUUGCGGCUCUGACGGACACAAUAAGCGACCAUCCAGAACUGCUGUCCUCACGCGACUCCAUGGCACCCAAUACACCCAAUAGUCUAAUGGGACGUUUCUACGAAACCAGAGCAGCCAAACCGAACCUUUCCCGAGAAAUACUUACAACAUACAAGAAUGAGCUUCUAAAACCACAACCGCUGCAUACGUUUAAUUAUCAAGAGACAAUGUAA